Messenger RNA from Notolabrus celidotus (New Zealand spotty), 1649 nucleotides. Its product is annotated as solute carrier family 43 member 3-like. NCBI's taxonomy places the organism in Eukaryota, Metazoa, Chordata, Actinopteri, Labriformes, Labridae. The coding region runs from base 257 to 1375 and encodes 372 amino acids. The transcript has 10 exons. The record is from RefSeq and is a predicted model, not a curated record.
AGACUGGCUAACUAGCAAAACACAGCAAGAACAUUAAAGUACAAAAUUACAUAAAAGCAGACAGGUCAGACAAAGGCUUGUGUAUUCAGUUUAUUCUCAUUGAAGUAGAUACUUCAUGUAGUAGGAUUUGAUCUUUACUCUAACAGAACAAUGUCACAAGUAUUUAUUUUGUACAUCCUGCAGAUCCUUAUACAUCACUGGAACACUGUUUAUCGCACUGCUAACAGAAGGAACAGCACUGUUGCUGUACCCUGCGAUGUCAUGUAUCAUUAUUUCUGGUAUGAUCCUCCACAACACUAAUGUUCAGGUGGGGAACCUGUUUCAUUUCUAUCGCUCCACCAUCAUAACCAUCUACAACGGAGCCUUUGACUCCUCUGCUGUAGUGUUUCUUGUCAUAAAGUUGCUGCAUGAAAGAGGAGUGUCUCUUCAUUUGAUUUUUCUCAUUCUUACCUCAUGUAGCAUCAUGCCCCUUCUACGCACCUUCUUUCUAAUGCCCAGGGGACAUAUUCCAUACCCACUGCCUGAAACAUACACAUAUGGAGUAAGAUGCUGCCAAAGAGGAGAAGAGGGAAAUAAGGUGACAGAGGAAAUUAAAGAGGAAGACACGAAAAAGAAUCAAAAUGACCAGCAAGGAGAUGGGGAAAAAACAGGGGAUGAAUCCAAUCAAGAAGAAGUGGCUACUUUCUGGAGCUGUGUCAUGUCAUGGCUCUUCCUGUGGCACCUGGUGUGGGUGGUCAUUAUCCUCUUUUGUCAGUUCAUGUUCUUAUCCAAUGUCAACGCCAUGCUCUCCCGGCUGGCCAAUAACGACCAAACUAUAGUGAGUCACUACACCAAUGCAUUUGCUAUCACCCAGCUGUGCAGUGUGUUCUUUGCUCCUGUGAAUGGGCUCAUCAUGGACAGACACAAGAAAAGGCCUCUCGCUCCAGGAGAAACCAGGCAGGAGGCAGACCUGCGUUCAUCCUGCCUCUCCCUCUUCCUCACAUCCCUGCAGUGUGUCCUCUUCUGUGUGUGCUUCACCUGUCCUGUCCUCCCUCUGCAGUACUUCACCUUUGUCCUGCAGGUUGUCAACAGUUCCUUCUUUUACGGAGGCCAUCAAGCCUUCGUCAGCAUUGCAUUUCCUAUGUCUCAUUUUGGAAAGAUGUCAGGGAUUGCUAUGUCGUUAUCAGCUUUGGGGCUGAUUCUCCAGGUUCCUAUCUUGCACCUCAUCCAGCACCAGCUCCACGGCAAUCCACUUUAUGUAAACAUAGGUUUGACUUUAUUGUCUCUUCUUGCCUUUAUCCACCCGAUCCAUGUCAACCUCUACUGCAGGAAGCUGGCCAAACAAAGACCAAAGAAGACACAGGAGGUCAAUGAACAAUUGCUGUCAACUGGUUGACUUAAUCCACUGUAGCUGACUAUGAACACUUUUUUUUUUACUUUGAAUGAUCUAGACUGAGUACAUCUGCAUGAAAUGUUUUUAUUUAAUUUAUACAUAACAUAUUACUUUUAUCGUUAUCUGAAGAAUUAUUUAAGAGAGAGGAGGGUUGGGUCUCCACAUUGAAACUGAACUCCGUAGGAAUUCUUACAGCUUUUUUUUUAAUUUAGUGGCACCUGAGAGGAUUAAUAGAAUCAGAAUCAGCUUUAUUCGCCAAGUAUGCUUGAACACACAA